Molecule: messenger RNA, 2433 nt
Organism: Octodon degus (degu)
Lineage: Eukaryota; Metazoa; Chordata; Mammalia; Rodentia; Octodontidae
Gene: Prkar1b
Product: protein kinase cAMP-dependent type I regulatory subunit beta
Exons: 11
Coding region: 179-1324 (381 amino acids)
Biological process (GO): regulation of protein phosphorylation
Cellular component (GO): cAMP-dependent protein kinase complex
Molecular function (GO): cAMP-dependent protein kinase regulator activity
Source: RefSeq, a predicted model, not a curated record
GCGCUGUGGGGGCGGUCACAGGGCGGCACCGCUGCAGUGCGGGGACCCGCUCGCCGCGUCCUCGCGUCCCGCGUCCCCGCGUCCCCACGUCCCCGCGACCCGCGUCCCCGCGCAGUCGCUUUCGGCCUCCGGCGCUGAGCAUCCAGUUUCUUAGCAGGAAGGAAGAAAACGCCUGGCCAUGGCCUCCCCGUCAUCCUUCCCCUCAGAAGAGGAGGACAGUCUGAAGGGGUGUGAGCUGUAUGUCCAGAAGCACAGCAUCCAACAGGUGCUCAAAGACUGCAUCGUGCACCUCUGUGUCUCCAAGCCUGACCGUCCCAUGAAGUUCCUCCGGGAGCACUUUGAGAAGCUGGAGAAGGAAGAAAACCGGCAGAUUCUGGCCCGGCAGAAGUCAAACUCACAGUCCGACUCCCACGAUGAGGAGGUGUCCCCGACUCCUCCAAACCCUGUGGUCAAGGCCCGGCGCCGGCGAGGGGGUGUGAGCGCUGAGGUCUACACAGAGGAGGAUGCAGUCUCCUAUGUUAGAAAGGUCAUUCCCAAGGACUAUAAGACCAUGACUGCCCUGGCCAAGGCCAUUUCCAAGAAUGUGCUGUUUGCCCACCUGGAUGACAAUGAGAGAAGUGACAUAUUUGAUGCCAUGUUUCCUGUCACUCACAUUGCCGGGGAGACAGUCAUACAGCAAGGGAACGAAGGAGAUAAUUUCUACGUAAUUGACCAAGGAGAAGUGGAUGUAUACGUGAAUGGAGAGUGGGUGACCAACAUCAGCGAGGGGGGCAGCUUCGGGGAGCUGGCACUCAUCUAUGGCACACCCAGGGCUGCCACUGUGAAGGCCAAGACCGACCUCAAGCUCUGGGGCAUAGAUCGUGACAGCUACCGGCGCAUCCUGAUGGGCAGCACACUGAGAAAGCGCAAGAUGUACGAGGAGUUCCUCAGCAAGGUCUCCAUCCUCGAGUCCCUGGAGAAGUGGGAGCGGCUGACAGUGGCUGAUGCCCUGGAGCCAGUGCAGUUUGAAGACGGAGAGAAAAUUGUGGUUCAAGGGGAACCUGGGGAUGACUUCUACAUCAUCACAGAGGGCACUGCCUCAGUCCUCCAGCGCAGAUCUCCCAACGAGGAGUACGUCGAGGUGGGCCGACUGGGACCAUCUGACUACUUUGGCGAGAUCGCGCUGCUGCUGAACCGGCCUCGGGCGGCCACUGUGGUGGCCCGGGGACCCCUCAAGUGCGUCAAGCUGGACCGGCCACGCUUUGAGCGUGUGCUGGGGCCCUGCUCUGAGAUCCUCAAGAGAAAUAUUCAGCGCUAUAACAGCUUCAUCUCCCUCACUGUUUGAGCAGCUGCUGCCCGCCAUGUGUCUGGGCUGGGAGCCUGAAGAGGUGGCUGGUGGCGCUGGUGACCCAGCAUGGACUCCCUUCCCUCUGGACUCUUUGUGGAAUAAGUAAUCAGCUUGUGCAUUUCCAAAACAAAGGGCAAGAAAACAGAAGAUGUCCCAAGACCAAGGAGGUGACAGGCCAGCUUCCUUCCCCAGUGUCCUUCCUGUCUGCCCCAAGGGCUUAUUUGGAGCUGUUCCAGCCCCUUUGAGUUUGCAGAGGACCUAUGGUGUCAGGUUCUCCAGGCCUAGUCCCACUGUGGGACAGAUUUCAUGAGAUAGGUUUUUCCCCAAAGGGACAUUCAGGCUGGAGGCAGAGAUGGAGACUGAGGAAAGAGGGCUUAGGCCUGUCCCUCCCCCUCCUCCAUCAGGCCCCCAGGGGACACUGGUUGGAUCCCUGGCUCCUGACAUGGUGACCUGGGCUGUGGGCCCAUAUGAACAUGGAAGGUUGGAGGAGCUGUCCUGGGAAGAGAUUAGAAAGGCCUCCUCUGAGUGAGCCACACACUGCUGGACACCUGGAGCAGUUGGCAGGGCCUGAUGCCCCUCACUGGAAUGGGUAGGAGCCCUAAGUUUGGGACUUUACAAUUCCUGGUGAGUGCUGCAUUGGGAUCUCUUCUCUUGAAGUCAGGAUACUUGUCAGCCAUGUGGCCACUUGAGGACCUGGAGGGAGAGUUAGGCUUUCUGAGCAUUUUGGAUAAAGCUGUAGGAAUCAAGGUUCCUUCGGAGUGGUCCCCAUAUGACACCUGUGUGACUGGAGUCCAAGCCCAGGAAGACCAUGUGUUCCUUACCUAGCCUUCAUGCCCAGGAUGUGAGGGAAAAUGUAAGGGAAGCCAGCCCUUCCCAUCCCAAACCAUCCACAGACCUGUCCACUAGAUGUGUCUCAUGUCUCACGAGGGCACAGAGUCUGAGAGCCCCAAGGGGCCAUCCCGUCUUGUCCCUGCUGUGGCCAAGGAGGCCACCCUGCCAGUGAGCAGCCCCUGCCCUUGCCUAUCCCGCCUACGCCUGUGGACUUCGUGGCUGUGCACUGCCCCUGGCCGCUCCUGGUGUGCAUGAGCUAAUAAAUGUGCAGUGAA